Molecule: messenger RNA, 1926 nt
Organism: Malaya genurostris
Lineage: Eukaryota; Metazoa; Arthropoda; Insecta; Diptera; Culicidae
Exons: 2
Coding region: 455-1159 (234 amino acids)
Source: RefSeq, a predicted model, not a curated record
AAUAUUCAGUCUGAUUCGUCAAAAAACAAACAAACCCCUAGCUGUAAGCUUUAAUCUUGUGAAUCAACUGACAGUUCUGCCUCACCCGUUUAUCAAAAUCCAAAACAUGACUAAUUUCGACACGAGAGCCGAUACGGAAACAAUCCCAUCAAUCAACAGACCGCUUAACUGGUUUAAGUGGCAUAUUUCUGUGGUUCGUCCAAAGUCAACUUUGGCCUAUUGGGAAAGAAAGUAAUCAACAAACGCCAUCGCCGCCAGUAUUGUCACCUGAGCCGAACGUCAGUCCCUGGGCUGAGGUGCUAAGGUUCAUCUCGUAACGUAACUGCGCGGCGAAACCGAACAAUUGUGGAACGUACUUUGGCCGUCGUCGCCGGUUAUCGAUAUCUCGUUUUGGUAGUGUAAUAUAGCGACCUCCUAAGGGUUGAAAACAGUUAGUCUUCGUUGGGUUAUCGUAAUGCUAGGAAGUAUGAAACGUUCAGUGUUUCUUUCGGUGUUUGUGCUCUCCAUUGUGGUAGUGUUGGGAAGCUCUGAAUUGCAACAGCUUCAAAAUCAACUCAACGAUUUGGGAAGAUCUUUUCUAAUGACCUGUCGAACCAUGCAACGGUUCCACGCGACGCAGAUGGUUGAUCUGAACGCAGAGUUGAUUCGUACAUUGGCCGAAGCUAGCUUCGAAAUUCAAGAGAUUUACAGGAUUACGGGACAAUUCAUCGAAGAGUACAAUAUGACGGAUCCUUACUGUAUCGAGUUCGUUCAAUAUAUGUACUGGACACACGCCAAGGGAGCUACGGAAGCAGUGCAACUUUGUGCGGAAGAGGUGACGGAUAAAAUUGAUAGUUUUCAUCAAACCGGAUUUUUGGUUUUGCUGGAACAGAGCAGACGAAAAGCUAGUGAAGUUACGACGGUUGUGGUUAGGGAGCUGGCUAUGAGCUCUGUCCGGAAAAUAGUCAAGGAAAGUGUUGGCGAGGAGUUGGACACUGUGAAGGUUCAGUAUCUACAGAUGAUUGAGGAUAUGAAACAGAGCCUAACCAAGUUCAGUGAAAUUCGUAAAACUGGUGCAGAAUAUACGACAGUUUGUACGAAGAAAGCAGUCGAGGAAUACGCUUUCCACAUGGGAUACUUGAAGUACUAUUUGAAUAAGAACAAAAACUGCAGGAAAUGAAAAUUCCCGGCUUCGAACGGAAACAUGGUCAGAAUUCCAUUUAAACAUUCAUGGUUACUGUAAAUAUUCAUGGUUGAAACUCCGAUCUUCAACGGUAUAGUAAGUCACGCAAGCCUCUAGUGACUAGAGAAAAAAGAAGCUAUCUGAAUUGACAUGCAGAAACUCCAUCUUGUAGAAUUACGAUCCGAUUAAUCGUAGACUCGCUACAAUUAAACAAAUUUACUGAUGCAGUUGUGAUUCAACUUUGGAAAAAACAUCUCAAUAUUUGAAAAAAAAAAAUUGCUGAAAGUUGUUCUUAACAUGCACAAAGUGAGCAGUAAAUGGUGAAACUGGUCUGGAAAACUUGAUAUCCAAAAAUAUCCAUACUUCGAAGCUAAUGUUAAAAAAAUUGAAAAUAUCUUGAAAUAAGUUUUGUGCAGAACGUUGAUUCAAAAAUUGGACUAGGAUGACCGUAAUGCGAAACAACAAAAAGCAGAAGAAACAGACUGCCAUAAGCUUAACGAAGUUUUCGUGUAUGUUUUGAAAGCUCAGUUUCGAAACUAAUUUUUCUACACGGUAGCAAACAGAAAAGACGCUCUUGAACAUUGAAAAUGCAAGUAUAAAUCUACACAGCCUGUGUGGCAAGCGCUAGAUAACAGGUCAAAAUCGAUAGCAUCAACGGUGGUAAUUACCGGCAAGAGCGUUUCAAAAAGUGUUUAUAGCCAUUCCUAAAUAAAAAUUGCUGUAAUGGUCAGACCAAGUUAGAUUAAACGAUGUAGAUAUAUAUA